AUGGUGAGCCCGGUGUUCACAGUCGGCCGUGACACACGCACGCUUGCCCUGGCGGGUGCGAUGGCGCAGGCAGCGGAGGUGCACAGCCACUGCCUGCUGUUUUCUGCCGGCGCCGCCGCCACCAACAUCGCCGUCAAGGCCCUGGCCACAGCGCGCAAGUUCCUGCGGAACUCCAGCGCCGGCGGCCGGGAGCUGCUGGUGCAGCCGACGCUGCGCGGGCGCGCGCCCGGCGGCGCCGACGCCGUCGCCUUUGACGUGUUCAUCACGCCCGCGCCGCUGGCCCCCGAGCUGGUGCCGGGCGGCACGGGGCCGGGCAAUCGGCAGGUGCGCGUGACGGCGGGCAGCUUUGAGGCCGACUGGGCGCGCAACCUGGUGGCCAACAUGCCGCGGCGCGGCCAGACGGUCAUGAAGGUGGCGGGCGCGUAUGCCGUGGAGAACGCCGUGAAGUCGGUCGCCCUGGCGCGCCCCACGCUGCAGCGGCAGCACGGCCAGGACUUCGUGUUCGUGCCCAUGUGGUGCGACGACGCCGGCUUCACGCCCGCCAUGCGCCAGGCCGGCGGCAGCGGCGGCGGCGGUGUUCGCCGCAGUGACGACGGCGACAGCGGCGGCGACGGCGGGGUCGCACUGCAGCCGCGCCGCAAGGGCAAGGACGGUGUGCUUGUCUCCAACCGCAGCAGCGGGCAGGCGAGGUCUGGCGCUCAGGGAGAAGGCGGCGAGAGUGUGGCUGCCAGGUCUCGUGGUGGUGGUAGUGGUGGUGGCGGCGGUGCAGGGAGCAAGCUGCAGCUCCGCCCGAAGCUGCGCCUGGCUGUGAUGCGCUGCAAGGUGGAUGACCCAGCGUGCGUGCUACCCGCCACCGGGGCUUCAACCUGA
Monoraphidium neglectum is the source of this 870-nucleotide messenger RNA. RefSeq lists its product as hypothetical. The record is from RefSeq and is a predicted model, not a curated record. The transcript has a single exon. NCBI's taxonomy places the organism in Eukaryota, Viridiplantae, Chlorophyta, Chlorophyceae, Sphaeropleales, Selenastraceae. The coding region runs from base 1 to 870 and encodes 289 amino acids. Gene Ontology annotation, molecular function: nucleic acid binding.